AUGAGAUGGGAGAGGGUCCGACAUCAAAACCAACAAGUUGGUCUCGGUGAUUCUUCUUCUUCCGGGCCCGGGAAGAGAUGGGGACACACUUGUAACGCCAUUAAAGGAGGCAGAUUUCUCUACGUUUUCGGUGGAUUUGGUACAGACGAUUGCUUAACCAAUCAAGUUCAUGUCUUCGACGCUGAAACGCAGAUAUGGAUUCAGCCGGAGAUCAAAGGCGUACCGCCCUCUCCGAGAGACAGUCACAGCUGUACAACAGUCGGUGAUAGCCUUUUCGUGUUUGGUGGUACUGAUGGGACCAAGCAUCUUAAUGAUCUGCACAUUCUAGAUACUUCUUCACAUACUUGGAGAAGCCAGGAUGUUAGAGGCGAAGGACCUGAGGCAAGAGAGGCUCAUAGUGCAACGCUUGUUGACAAACGCAUUUUUAUUUUUGGCGGCUGUGGGAAAUCUUCUGGUUCGGAUGAUGAAGUAUUCUAUAAUGACCUUUACAUACUUAACACAGAGUCAUUGGCGUGGAAACGAGCUGCAACAGCUGGGAAACCACCCACUGCACGAGAUAGCCACACUUGCUCAACGUGGAAGAACAAAAUCAUUGUAGUAGGUGGUGAAGAUUUGGAUGACUAUUAUCUCUCGGAUGUUCAUAUCCUUGAUACAGAUACACUUGUAUGGAAGGAACUGAAAACUUCAGGGCAGCUGUUAACACCUCGAGCCGGUCAUGUCACUGUUGCACUUGAGAGGAACUUAUUUGUAUUUGGCGGGUUUACAGAUUCUCAGAAUCUUUACGAUGAUCUCUAUGUGCUUGAUGUGGAAACGGGUGUAUGGUCCAAAGUAGUUGCCAUGGAAGAAGGCCCAUCUGCUAGAUUCUCUGCUGCAGCGGUUUGUUUGGGUCCUUACAAGGCUGGUUUAUUUUUCUUUAUUGGUGGCUGCAAUAAGAACCUUGAGCCGUUGGAUGACAUAUACUACCUACACACAGAAGGUGGAUACGAUGCAAGGUUUGAUCAAAAUCCAGGGAAGUUGUCUCUAAGGAAACAAAUGAAGCUUAAAUGCCAAGGGCAGAACUUAGAUGUGGCCAGAACCAAUACUGAUCAAGGAAGAGCGAAUCUGCCUUUGAGAAUUGGCCAGAUUGAUCAAGGGAAAACAGUUUUUCAAGCCAGGGUUACCGAAAACACCCCUGUAGGUUACACUAUAGAAACGAUCAUUGAUGGGAAGGUGCUUCGCGGUGUUUUGUUUUCAAACAGACACAGCUCUGUUCAAACGGCAGAUCAAAGCUUUAGUAGUAGGAAAAGGCCUACUCUGUUGGAUGCCGAUUGUGAUAAUAGAGCAAAGUCACAGAGAACUUUGAGCAAGGAUUCAGCAGGUAGUAGUAGCCAACAAGCUGAUCCUAUUGGUCCUCCUUCUGAUGAUGCUAAUAAGAAGGUUGCAGAUUCAAACUAUAUGGUCACAUCCAUGGUUGACACUGCGGAUGCUAAUAUAAACAUGACGGGAACACAUGACGCAGAAACCCCUGCUGUUACCUCUGAUGUCAAAGAUCAAGAUCCUUCUCAAGUUGAUAUGGAUGCUCUGCAGGACAUUGUGAACGCAGAACCAUCACGAGUUACGGUUGAUCAGACGAAUGUAGAACCAUUGAGAAAUGGGAUAUCAACAGACAUUGGUGCUGCUGAUAAAGCUGGACCUGGAGGAGAUUCUUCGCCACAAAACCAAGAUGAGGAAACAGUUACUGCGGAAGAUUCAAAUGCAGAGCAACAACCGCAAUUGCAUUAACAACAUGAAGGAUCUUUUAGGGGUUGUACAGUACAGUAGCAGCCGGAGAUAGGAUUUGGAUUAUGGAUGGAGAUAACGUAGAAGAAAGUUAAAGAUGAGUAGAAGAAGCUAACUCUUGAAUUGAAGUCCUUUGUUGCUGUUUUUGUAUUUGAAAAGCUCUGCAAUACAAAAAAACAGCUUUU
Molecule: messenger RNA, 1943 nt
Organism: Eutrema salsugineum
Lineage: Eukaryota; Viridiplantae; Streptophyta; Magnoliopsida; Brassicales; Brassicaceae
Product: tip elongation aberrant protein 1
Exons: 11
Coding region: 1-1761 (586 amino acids)
Molecular function (GO): protein binding
Source: RefSeq, a predicted model, not a curated record